AUGUUUCAGGCCGUGGGGUCUCUCGAUCUCGAAUGCAUCAACAAGCAACAGCCUCUACAGCGAUACGAGUCCGAAGAGGAAGACAUUUCCGAGUCCGAAGUAGGGGGUCAAGACCAUUCAUUCUCGCCUGUCGACUUCCAUCGUUCCGACUCGGACCUGAGUGCCGAUGGGAUGUCCAACGUCGACGAGCCAGACAACUUUCCUCGCCUCGUUUCACUAUGCCAGCCCAUCGACAAAGACUCGAGGCCUGUGUCGAUGACCACCAUCAAGCGUGCUAGCGAUGCUACUUUUGUGGCAGACUCAUAUAUCUACGAUGCUGAGGACGAUAUGAUCAUUGAGCUACCAUCUCCCGAAACCCCUUCACAACUUCCAUCAUCAGCUUUUCUGCAGCCUACCGUCUAUAACCCUCUAGAAUCACAACGAUCAUCGACCUGUCUCUCUUUCCGAUCACCUUCUCCUGCCUCAUGUCUCUCUGAUGAUGACACAGAUGUGCUCGUGGCCGAGCAGGUCAAAUAUGUGGAACCAGUAACUAAACCUAACCUAAUCAUGAUCAGUCCUUCUUCGACACAAUCCGAUUCUACCGAUGAAACACCGUCUGCAGGCAGCGGGAAUCUGUGCCCAAGCAGCACAAGCUCAUCCAUUCAGAAAGAAAAGACCGACAUGGUUUCUUCGCCCCGCCAGCCAACUGCAUCAAAUUGCACAGCAUCAAACAAGCGCAACGCGCUCUAUGAUCACAGCGGAGAUGUGCAACACGCACAAAAGCCCAACCAUUCGGAACCGAUUUACCAAGGAGCAUCAUUAGAGCGGAUGAAUACGAGCGCAGCAGUCAAUUGCCUACCCGUCCCGACACUGCCUCAUCCAGCAUCACGACCACAGUCUAUAUCAACCCCACGCCCUCGAACCUCCAUAUCCGACAAAGUGGCCAACCAUGUACGACUUCCUAGCAAAUCGCUCCGGAGACCGCCAUCACUACGAAGCAUGAGCAGCUUCUCUGCUCCAUUCUGGCAACGACCAUUCUCACCUCGCUUCGAAGACACUCAUUCUAGAUCUAUGUCGUAUUCUCACAGUGUUUACAACUCUGAUGCGACAUCAUCACGGUCUCGACCAUAUUCCGGAACCCCCAGCCAUGCGUCAUACUCCGCGUUCAGCAGACUCCGAUCGGAGUCGACAUACAAUUUGUCCAAUGCAGCAUGCGACACCCCAUUACCCAUAAGGAACCAGACUGUCAAGCACUCCGCAGCUCCGAGUAUCUGGUCAACCAACAGCUUCAGAUCAGAUGGGACAAGUGAAAACAGUCUCGAUGCUUCCGAGCCGACCGAUAACAGCUUUAAGAGAAAGCUCGGUCGGACAAAGACCUUCAGACGGACCAAGCAACAGCAAACAGAGAGCGCAGAGAAGCCUUCUGGGAAGAGCUUCUUGGGACUCCGGCUAGGUGGGAAACGGAAGUCUACUGUGAAAGACGCACAUUUUUGA
Aspergillus glaucus CBS 516.65 is the source of this 1473-nucleotide messenger RNA. RefSeq lists its product as uncharacterized. The record is from RefSeq and is a predicted model, not a curated record. NCBI's taxonomy places the organism in Eukaryota, Fungi, Ascomycota, Eurotiomycetes, Eurotiales, Aspergillaceae. Bases 1 to 1473 code for a protein of 490 amino acids. The transcript has a single exon.